Molecule: messenger RNA, 1300 nt
Organism: Bursaphelenchus xylophilus (pine wood nematode)
Lineage: Eukaryota; Metazoa; Nematoda; Chromadorea; Rhabditida; Aphelenchoididae
Source: the annotation of a GenBank genome assembly
AUGCGACGAGUAAUUGCUCUGUAUCUGAUAUGCAGGACGGCGUGGAGUGUGUGGUAUAUCAACUCUUCGGUGCAGAAUCUGAUCAAGGAGAACUGUUUGUAUGGUCAGUCAAAGGAGAAGCAACGUGGAUUUGUUUAGAUUUGUUGGGUUUAGGGAGAGAACGGGACGUUUACUUAGCUUUGCGUCAUCAUUGGGGUUUAUAAAAGUUCAUUUUUAAAAGAUUAGCGUGGUUAACCUAAGAAAAACAUGACUUUUAAUCAAGGGCACAGAAAGGAAAAUCAUUCGUGGUUUUCUAUAUCCUAACAAUAAAUUAAUGACGCCCGUUUUGAACUAUUAAUAUACAUAAGUACAACAGCAAAUAAGCUUGAUAAAACUGAUCCGUAUUUUUCAGAAUGCGACACAACGAUUGAUUGCCCGAAUGGCCUCAGUUGCUUCCAAGCGUCACAGAACAAAAAAGGAUGCUGUUUGCAUGGUACGUCAACCAUUUCAAAGUUAUAGCCAGAAUGGAGGGAAGGCUUGGAUUUUGAUGCAAGACAUAGCAAAGUUUUCUUCCAUAACAGAUUUAGCUAACACCUUUAUGCAAAAAAAAAAUCUUUUUUUUUCUCUGGCCACCCCCAAUUUCGCCCAUUCUCUCGUCGCCAAGUAUAAUAUCUUGAGCAUGUUAGUUGCCAAUGCAAAGCGUGAGCUAAGAUUUUGAGGUCUUGGCGUCGGCCUGAGCUUGAUUUUUAGGCAAAAUUUGAAGAUAGUCUAGCUUUUGAAAACUUUUGUUUUUUGGUGCACCUAACUUUUUCAAGACAUAAGAAAAACUUUUAGUACUCCGACCAAACGAAACAGGAUGCCUAAUUGAUGAGCAAUGCACAAGGGCUUGCGCGACAAGCUACUGCAAAAAGAAUGACACUGUCGGAAGAUGCGCUUGUCAACAAGGAUACAAUUUUCUGUUCGGGAAAUGCUGUAAGUUGAUAUAAUUUGACUGACCAAUGUUCUAAUCAAAUUAUCGAAUUUGUUUUUCACAUGGAGAAGCGUCUGUUCAAUGACACCUCAUUUUAUGAUGUUUUUAUUUACAAAUAUCACUAAGCGUUUGUUGAUGUUUUAACUUUUUUAAUUCAUCACAUCAUCAAGUCAGCUUUUUAAUGUAUGAAAAUUGUGUUUUUUAGGGAAAGAUUGUCCGUAUUUUGCCUCAAGAAAAGUUUACAUGGAUGCCGUUGAUGGGCUCGAAACUCAAUGUAUUCUCAAUUCGAAUGAUCUUGAUACGGAACUGCUUGGAUCGGGCCGCUACAGGCGAUCGUUAAGUUAUUGCUAA